AUGAUGAAAAAAAUAAUAAUGAUAACCAACUUAAUCAUAAUCAUAUUGGGGUUAAUACUAUUUAACUGUUCAUGGUGUGGUAGCAAAGAUAUUAUUUUAAAUAAAACUAAUAAUGAUGAUGAUAAUAAUAAUAAUAAUAAUGUAUUAUUUUCCUUAAAUUAUAAAAUACGAGAUAAAAUACAUAAAGGAAAAAUAAUACAUGCAGAUGGCAUAGAUUCAUAUGGAUACAAACAAAAAGGCGUUUCUACUGUUAUUCCUUUAAUACAUGAAAGUAAAAUAAAAGAUUUUUUUUCAAUAAAUGAUGAUGAACAAACAUGUAAUUAUCAUAUAUAUAAACAUGGUAUAUCAAAUAAUAAAUAUAAUAUAAAAUGUUAUCAAAAUAAUUUUUGUGGAUUAUUACCAAAUAAUAAAUAUAUUAAAGAAAUACAAAAUGAUUUAUUAUAUUGUACACAUUUUAAUAAUAAAGAAAUGAUCAUAUAUCAUAUAAGUGAACCCGAAUUAUUAAAACCAGAUGUUAUAUAUCAAGAAAUUAUAUUUUUAGAAAACCAAAAAAAAAUUCUAAUAAAUUGUAAUACAAUGUUUAUUGAUAUUGUUUCUAUAAAUAGCAUUCCUUUUACAUAUUGUCUAAAUGAUAAUUUAUUAUUAUAUGGUUUAAAAUUAUGUGCUAAUAAAACUUAUUGUUAUAUAAAUUUUUCAAAAUUUGAUGUAAAAUCAUGUCCUAUAUAUGAUUCAUAUAUAUUACAUAUAAAAUAUAGAUGUAAAGAAGAACCAAAUCGUGCUUUAAUUAAAAAUGAUUCAAUAAAUUCUAAAAUAAAAUAUUCUGAACGGAUAUGUAAGUAUGGUUAUAAUAUUAUACAAAACAGUUUAUUAAACAAGGAAUUAAUUUAUAUCCCUAAAAGUGAUAUUAAAAAUUAUAGAAAAUUUUUAUCAAAUAAAUGUGAAAAAAAUUAUUCAUGUGGAAAUAAAGUUUGUUCGGUAAAUCAAUAUUGUGAUGAAGUUACUGAAACAUGUAGAUGUAAAAAAUUGGGAAUUCCAAUUAAUGAACAAACUUGUGAACCUAUAGAUGUAUGUCAAUUAUUAAAUUGUCCAGAAGAUUCAAUUUGUGUACAAAAUAAAAUAACAAACAAAACAGAAUGUAAAUGUAAUGAUAAUAAAUAUUUUUAUCAAAAUAAAUGUUAUGAUUCUCAUGAAUUUGAAGAUUUUUUAAAAUUAAAUCAUAUAGAAUAUAGUCAAACAUAUAUAGAUAAAUUAUAUACAGGGUCAGCAUUAAAACCUGAACAUAUAUUUAUGGAAUGCCCAAAAGAUUUUGAAAUAAAAAUUAUUAAUGCAUAUGCUUCUUGUUAUAAUAUUCCAUUUUCUCUAAAUAAUAUUCAUAAAAAACGAAUUACAGCUAUUUUAAAAAAAGAAUGUAAUGGGAAAAAUAAAUGUGCAUAUGGUAAUAGUAUAUAUAAUGCAGAAAUUUUAUAUUACCCAAAUAUAUGUACAGGAGAAUUUAUAUAUUUUAAAUAUAAUUAUUUAUGUAAAGAAAAGGAAGAAGAUGAUGAAGAUGACGAAACAGAUGAGCAUCAUUCUGAAAAAACAAAACUUCGAUUAGAAAAUUUGUCUAAAAACCCAGUUUCAAAAAAUAUAAAUGAACAUACAAAAAUAAAAUCAAAUCAAAAUGUUACAUCUUAUAUAAAAAUAUUAAAUAAUACAGAAAAUAGUAAAAUAGAAUGUCUUGGAGGUAAAAUACAAAUUCGUAGUGCAAUAAUAAAAGGAGGACCAGGAUGUGAAGAUUUAAAUAUUACAACAUCGGUGCAAACAUAUUGUAACGACACUAGUAAUUGUGAUAUAGGAAGUAUGUAUAAAUUUGAUACAUAUUGUAUUAAUAAUCAAUAUCUUUAUGUAUCUUAUGAAUGUAAAAAUUUAUGUACAUAUUGUACUAGCGAUUCAUCUUGUUAUGGAAAUAAAUUUAAUCAUAGAUGUUUUUGUGAUUAUCCUUAUAUAUCAAAAAAUAAAGAUAAUAAUGUGGUUUGUGAAAUUCCUACAAGUUGUUCAUCAAUAAAAUGUAGACAAAAUGAAGAAUGUAAAAAUUCAAAUGGGUAUAUAUAUUGUGAUUGUAUUAAUGGAUAUAAUAUAAUAGAUGGGGUAUGUCAAAAAGAUAUUCCAUGUUUUGAUCAAUGCCCAACAAAUAAAAAAUGUGUUGUAGUAAAAGGAAAAAAUGUGUGCAAAUGUAUUAGUAGAUUAUUAGAUAAAAAAGGAAAACCUAUAUGUUAUGAUAAUGAAUCAGAUGACGAUUAUGAUGUUUUAUAUGCUUCUAAAAAUAAAUGUAAAAAAAAAGAAUAUAUUAAUAUGUGUAAUAAAAAUAAAGAAAAUUGUGUUUAUUAUAUAAAUACUGAUGAAGCUCGAUGUGAAUGUAAAGAUCAUUUUGUUAGAUCUCCCAAAACUAAUGAAUGUGAAGCUAUUGGAUAUUGUGAUAAUAUAGAAUGUAAAAAAAAUGAAGAAUGUAUAUAUUCAAAUGGUAAAGGAGAAUGUGUGUGCAAAGAUAAUUUUUAUAAAAAUGGAGAAGGAAAAUGUGUACAUAAUAAUUUAUGUACAGUUAAUAAUGGUAACUGCACUGAUCAGGCAAAUUGUAUAUACCAUGAAGAUAAACCACAUGAAUGUACAUGUAAAAAAGAGGGUUAUGUUUUCUUAAAUAAUAAAUGUGUUAUAAGAGAUAAAUGUAGUGAAAAAAGUUAUUGUUCAGAUAAUUCGAUUUGUAUAAAUGUAUUAAAUAAAGAACCUAUGUGUGUAUGCACAUUUAAUUAUAUUAAAAAAAAUGAUCUUUGUAUUUUAAAAAAUCCAUGCUUACUUAAUAAUGGGAAUUGCCCAAAAAAUUCGAUUUGCAAAUAUCAAAGUGAUAAAACAACAUGUACAUGUACAGAAAAUUAUACACAAAAAAAUAAUAUAUGUGAACCAUUAAUAGACCAAACAUAUCAAAAAUUUUUAAUAAAAUAUAAUGAAGAUACUUAUAUUUCACUUGGUGGAUGUGGUAUUAUUUAUUUUAUAUAUGAUGAUAAUCAAAUAUUAUGGAAAAUUAAUUCUACAGAAGAAUUUUAUAUUUUUGAUUAUACUUUCCCAAACAAUGAAAAUGUUAAUGUUUAUAUCAAAAAUAAAAAUACAAAAACUAUUAUUUAUUUGGAAAAAAUCCAGAAUGAAAAUACAAAAAUUUAUGAUGAUUUUGUAUUAGAUCACCUGCACUGUUCAUACACUAACAUGUUUUUUAUGCCUGGAAGGAAUAGAUUGCCAAAUAUGUCUUAUUACGAGUAA
Messenger RNA from Plasmodium yoelii, 3288 nucleotides. Its product is annotated as Rh5 interacting protein, putative. The transcript has a single exon. Lineage: Eukaryota; Apicomplexa; Aconoidasida; Haemosporida; Plasmodiidae. Bases 1 to 3288 code for a protein of 1095 amino acids. The record is from RefSeq and is a predicted model, not a curated record.